Esox lucius (northern pike) is the source of this 2638-nucleotide messenger RNA. RefSeq names its product EGF containing fibulin extracellular matrix protein 2a (gene efemp2a). Gene Ontology annotation, molecular function: calcium ion binding. Lineage: Eukaryota; Metazoa; Chordata; Actinopteri; Esociformes; Esocidae. The coding region runs from base 596 to 1927 and encodes 443 amino acids. The record is from RefSeq and is a predicted model, not a curated record. The transcript is spliced from 12 exons.
UUACCGGUAGUUAGGAAAGCUAACUACUUUUCCAAGAAGGCUUGCGUCUCUCCCUCUGCUCUCCUUUGCUAAAACUUUUGUCCACAUUCCUCCAACUUCUCUCCCAAGCUAUAAAUAUCUGUCUGAGAUUGUACGUGAGCGAGGGAAACUUUACAGAACAAGGAGAAGAUAGGGGAGCACUCAGCUGCUCCGGCCGUCGUUCCCCACGCUCACACUCUCAGGGCCAUACAGGCAGGAGCUGGACUGACCGGGCGACCGCGAGACUCUCCAGACCCACAGCACCCCAGGGACUCCCUCUGCCAGGGGACUACGACAGCACACGAGACACGGAGCAACAGGGACUCAAACUAGGGACCUGAGGAUUACGGGAAGAAGAGGAUCCUGAGGAUUACGGGAAGAAGAGGAUCCGGAAAGAUUACGGCUUUUUUUUUUCGCGAAAAAAAGCAAGGCUUGUCUAUCCCACGGAGCACUUCCGAGGCCACCAGCUCAACUGAUUCUGAACGGAGUUGUUUUUGCCCCAGCUGACCGGCGCGUGCGUGUGCGUGCGUGCGUGCGUGUUCACGUGUGUGUCCCGUCCGCCAGUCAGUGUGCGAGCAUGCGGGGUGUGUGUGUAUCAAUUCUGUGUGCGUGUGUGUUCCUCCACAGUUCUGUGUCACAGCCACCUACAGAAAGUGACACCUACACGGAAUGCACAGAUGGGUAUCAAUGGGAUCCACUGACUCAGCACUGCAGAGACAUCAAUGAGUGUGAGACCAUCCCCGAGGCCUGUAAGGGGGAGAUGAAGUGUUUCAACCACUACGGCGGCUACCUGUGCCUCCCCCGCUCCGCCUCGGUCAUCCCAGCCCCCGACCCCCCCAGCCAGCCGGGCCCCAGCCAGCCGGGCCCCGGCCUGGAGAACACCCCCCGGGAGCCGUUCAACCCGUGCACCCUGGGGUAUGAGCCGCAGGGGGACAGCUGUGUGGACGUCAACGAGUGUGAGAGAAAUGAGCACGACUGCCAGCCCAGCCAGCAUUGCAUCAACACGCCGGGAACCUUCACCUGCCAGUGUCCGGAUGGGUACCGCAAGGUUGGCACCGAGUGCAUCGACAUCGACGAGUGCCGGUACCGCUACUGCCAGCACCGCUGUGUCAACGUCCCCGGCUCCUUCUCCUGUCAGUGUGAACCAGGCUUCCAAUUGGCCAGCAACAACCGCUCCUGUAUCGAUGUGAAUGAGUGUGACAUGGGGGCCCCCUGUCAACAGAGGUGCUAUAACACCUAUGGGACCUUCCUCUGUCGCUGCGACCAGGGCUAUGAGCUGGGGCCUGACGGCUUUGCCUGCAACGAUAUAGACGAGUGCAGCUACACCAGUUAUCUGUGCCAGUUCCAGUGUGUCAACGAGCCCGGGAAGUUCUCCUGUCAGUGUCCGGGUGGCUACCAGCUGCUGGGCACCAGACUGUGCCAGGAUAUAAACGAAUGUGAGACAGGGGAGCACCAGUGUACUGAAGGACAGAUGUGUGUAAAUAUCCAUGGUGCCUAUCAGUGUGUGUUUACCAACCGCUGCCAGGACCCCUACGUCCAAGUGUCUGACAACCGCUGUGUUUGUCCCGCGACCGAGUCGGCCUGCCGAGACCUGCCCUACUCCAUUGUUCACCGCUAUAUGAGCAUCACGUCCGAGCGCUCCGUCCCCUCCGACAUCUUCCAGAUCCAGGCCACCAGUGUGUACCCCGGUGCUUAUAACACUUUCCGCAUCCGGUCGGGAGACGACAACGGAGACUUUUACAUCAGGCAAAUCAACAACGUCAGUGCAAUGCUGGUUUUAUCGCGGGCUGUGACGGGACCCCAGGAGUACAUACUAGACCUGGAGAUGGUGUCGGUCAACCCGCUGCCCAGCUACCCGACCAGCGCCGCCCUGCGGCUGUCCAUCUACGUGGGUCCCUAUGCCUUCUAGAUGGGAGGAGACUUGGAGGAGGGGGAGGGACAGAAACAGACCAGUCAGAUGCUGUAGUGGGAUGUCACACCUUUCUUAGCGCCUUUCAUCUCAGCUCUGUGUCAUAUCACAAACCUCUGGAUGAAGCUGAGGAGAAAUGUACAAAUAUUUGAAUACUUCAAUAGCUUUUUACUGAUUUAUUUUAUUUUUAUUACCGAUAAACAUCUGUGCUGCAAAGUUAAAUCUUUUUCCCAGGCCACACACUGCACAUGCCUGUUCUGUUAAUGGCCCACUUUCCAUUUUCCUGGACCUUCAAGCUGAAUAGUUAGAUUAAUUAUAGAAAUGUAACCAACCCUUUACAUAAAGCCUUGACAUUGUGUUAACACCAUCUCAUUGAAAACAUAGAGGAGAAAAAACAGAUUUCGUAUCAUCCUCUUCGUCCACACUCUGUAAAUCUCUCGCUCUGAACAGACUCAUUCUCACUCAUUUGUUUUCAUGCUGCGUUUGUGACAUUCUUGUCUUACCGUCCGUGGACACCACCCAAUAACCACUCAGAUUCAACCACCACAUCCACCCUUUUCCUCUGGUGUUUAUGCCCUGACUAUGUCAUGCGUAAGUCUAGUACACAAGCUCUCACUCAGUCACCCUUCACCCUUUGUAGUUUUGUCACGUUACCAAUUUUGUUUUUACCAAGAAGCUGACACAAAAUAAAACGAUAACAUUUUAAUCCUG